Messenger RNA from Parnassius mnemosyne (clouded apollo), 858 nucleotides. NCBI's taxonomy places the organism in Eukaryota, Metazoa, Arthropoda, Insecta, Lepidoptera, Papilionidae. The record is from the annotation of a GenBank genome assembly.
AUGGCGUUUAGGUCGACCACUGGAAUUAUUUUUUUGGCAUGUUUAAUUGUAUUAGCAUCAGCGGCUGUACCAAAGAAUACUAAGAGAAAACCUGCUAAUCCACCACCACGGGCUGUAGCCGAUCCAGAAAAAGACGCCGAGAUCACAAACUCGUGUCCAGAGGAUGGAUUCUUCGCUGAUGCUGAACAAUGCGAUAAAUACUAUGAAUGCAGAAACGGCGAGAUCAUAGAGAAAUUGUGUCCUGAUGGUAUGGUCUUCAACGACUACAGUCCCGAAGAAGAGAAGUGCGAUUUGCCUUUCAAUAUCGACUGUUCACAGCGACCCAAGCUACAGACACCUAUACCAUCUCUUCACUGUCCUCGCUUAAAUGGUUACUUUUCCCAUGAAGAUCCCAAAGAAUGUGGCAAGUUCUAUUAUUGCGUGGAUGGUAAAUUUAACAUGAUUACGUGCCCUGAUGGACUGGUAUACAAUGACAAAACCGGAAUCUGUACGUGGCCUGAUGAAGCUAAGAAGAAGGGUUGCGGUGCUGCUGAUGUGUUCGAUUUCGACUGCCCACCUGUCAAUGAGACAUUCGGACUGACACAUCCUCGGUAUGCGGAUCCCGCAGAUUGUCAGUUCUUCUACGUUUGUAUCAACGGUAACACCCCACGUCGUUCUGGAUGUAAGCUGGGACAAGCUUUUGAUGACGUGAGCAAGAAAUGCGAAUGGGCGAGAAAAGUGCCUGAAUGUGCGGACUGGUACAAAGGCCAAUUGACUGAUGCUGAGUUAGACGCUCUAGAGAACCCGCCAACUGUCAAACCUAACUCAAAACGCAAAUCGCACCGUCCGAAAGCGAAGGAUGUUGAGAUUGAAGAAUAA